GCCACAAGUGGCAGCAGGCCAGCUAGCUGAGCGCGGCGGAAGAGACGUCGGCGCGCUUCCGGCGGGCGUGGGCGGGGCUUCGGGCUCCUUCCCGGGAUAUCUGCGGACGCAUGGCAGGAAAUGCUCUUGGAAGUAUAACGCCCAGAAAACCUGUCUUAUCUGUCAGUGCAAGAAAAAUUAAGGACAAUGCAGCUGAUUGGCAUAACUUGAUCCUGAAAUGGGAAAACCUCAAUGACACAGGUUUUGCUACUGCAAAUAAUAUUGCCAACCUGAAAAUCAGUUUAUGGAGUGAGGACAAGACAGAGCUACAGAGCAGCAGCCCGGCUUGCGGGGAAAAGGCGGGAAGGACGCUUCCGGAAUAUAGCAAGGAGCUAGAGAUGCUGUGUGAGGAGCUGCAGACCACCUUCAACGCUUUGGCCAAAAUACAGACGAAAAUGGAAAAGCUGUCUUCAACUACCAAGGGAAUUUGUGAACUAGAAAACUACCAUUAUGGACACGAGAGGCAGCGCCCCCCCCUGUUUCACACGUGGCCCACAGCCCAGUUUUACGAGGUUUCCCGCAAGCUGUCCGACAUGUACCGGAAGGAGCUUCUCCUGAAACGCACCAUCACCGAAGAGCUUGCGCACGCCGCGGACCGCGACCUCACCCUGAGCUACUUGUCAAUGUGGCUGCACCAGCCCUACGUGGAGACCGACAGCAGGCUGCUUCUGGAAAGCAUGCUGCUCGAAACGGGGCACCGAGCGCUGUGACCUGCCAACACGGCCCGGCCCGAGCCUCCAGGCUCCGGGCCUCUGGCCGCUUCUGUGGCCGCCACGGCGGACGGUCUUUCACGGGAGGCCCCGGGAGCGUGCCCUGUGCGGUGCUGUGGCCGCCCGGCGACCUUAGGGUCUCCAGGUUGGACCAUCUCUGCAGCUCCCAGUGGCCUCUCCAGACACUCUCCAGACACGCUCAACGCGUGCCUACUGUGAAUCUGGCACCCGAGAGGAUUCUACAAGAAAUAAAUGAGUUCCUCAACAAGA
Messenger RNA from Leopardus geoffroyi (Geoffroy's cat), 1019 nucleotides. RefSeq names its product cyclin dependent kinase 2 interacting protein (gene CINP). The transcript has 5 exons. The record is from RefSeq and is a predicted model, not a curated record. Lineage: Eukaryota; Metazoa; Chordata; Mammalia; Carnivora; Felidae. Bases 111 to 749 code for a protein of 212 amino acids.